CAGCGUCGACGCCGGAAACUAGGAGGUUCCUUCGACAGUCGUCUGUUUGACACAGCAACACCGUAACCAUGCGAGGAGAGAUCUGCCACCUUCACAUCGGCCAAGCUGGCACGCAGCUGGGUAACAGCGCCUGGGAGCUGUACCUCCUCGAGCACGGCCUGCUGCCCGAUGGCCGUCCCAACCCCGAUGCGAAGGAGCUCGGCGAGGGUGGCUCCUACGAGACCUUCUUCACUGAGACCGGCAGCGGCAAAUACGUGCCCCGUUCCAUCUUCGUCGACUUGGACCCUUCGCCAAUUGACGAGAUCCGAACUGGUGCCUACCGUCAGCUGUUCCACCCUGAGCUGUUGAUCAGCGGCAAGGAGGAUGCUGCCAACAACUAUGCUCGUGGUCACUACACCAUCGGCAAGGAGAUGGUCGACAGCGUCAUUGAGAAGAUCCGUCGCGUUGCUGACAACUGCUCGUCCCUCCAGGGUUUCCUCAUCUUCCACUCCUUCGGUGGUGGUACCGGUUCCGGCUUCGGUGCGCUUCUCCUCGAGCGCCUCUCGACCGACUACGGCAAGAAGUGCAAGCUCGAAUUCGCCGUAUACCCUGCUCCUCGCGUGUCUACCUCUGUUGUUGAGCCCUACAACGCUGUUCUGUCGACACACAGCACUAUCGAGAACUCCGACUGCACCUUCCUCGUUGACAACGAAGCUGUCUACGACAUCUGCAGACGCAGCUUGGACAUUCCCCGUCCCAACUACGAGCAUCUCAACCGCCUGAUCGCCCAGGUUGUCAGCUCCAUCACCUCCAGCUUGCGCUUCGAUGGUGCGCUCAACGUCGAUCUGAACGAGUUCCAGACCAACCUUGUGCCAUACCCGCGUAUCCACUACCCGCUCAUCAGUUACGCCCCUGUCAUCUCGGCCAAGAAGAGCUCUCACGAGAGCUUCAAGGUUUCCGAUCUUACCUUCCAGUGCUUCGAGCCCAACAACCAAAUGGUUGUCUGCGACCCGCGCAACGGAAAGUACAUGGCUGUCGCACUUCUGUACCGUGGAGACAUUGUUCCCCGCGACUGCUCUGCCGCCGCCGGUGCCCUCAAGGCCAAGUCCUCCUUCAACUUGGUUGAGUGGUGCCCCACUGGUUUCAAGCUCGGAAUCAACUACACCAAGCCCAUCAGCGUUCCCGGCAGCGAGCUCUCCUCCGUCGACCGCAGCGUGGCCAUGCUUUCCAACACGACCGCCAUCGCCGAAGCUUGGUCCCGCCUCGACCACAAAUUCGACCUCAUGUACUCGAAGCGCGCUUUCGUUCACUGGUAUGUGGGUGAGGGUAUGGAGGAAGGAGAGUUCUCCGAAGCUCGUGAGGAUCUUGCUGCGCUGGAGAAGGACUACGAGGAGGUUGCUGAGGACUCGCUUGAUGCGGAUGAUGUUGAGGAGGGCGAGUACUAGGUUUUGGGGCCCAAGAGAAGGAUACAUGGACAUGGAUGUUGUUGAUGGCGCUUGCUACGACGAGCUGGAGGAAUCAGUAGCCUUGGAAUCGAGAAACUAUGUGCGGUCGCAUAGUCUUACUUUCAAACCAUGAACUUGCUGCUAUCGUGAUGUACAAUGUUGUGGGCUAUGGCAACAAAUGGCACAACCACGAUACUCAUUUGCAAGCGUAAGUAGUGACAU
Molecule: messenger RNA, 1646 nt
Organism: Alternaria rosae
Lineage: Eukaryota; Fungi; Ascomycota; Dothideomycetes; Pleosporales; Pleosporaceae
Product: Tubulin/FtsZ, GTPase domain-containing protein
Exons: 8
Coding region: 69-1424 (451 amino acids)
Biological process (GO): microtubule cytoskeleton organization; mitotic cell cycle
Cellular component (GO): microtubule; cytoplasm
Molecular function (GO): GTP binding; structural constituent of cytoskeleton
Source: RefSeq, a predicted model, not a curated record